Molecule: messenger RNA, 3741 nt
Organism: Tympanuchus pallidicinctus (lesser prairie-chicken)
Lineage: Eukaryota; Metazoa; Chordata; Aves; Galliformes; Phasianidae
Product: mitogen-activated protein kinase kinase kinase 3-like
Exons: 17
Coding region: 208-2073 (621 amino acids)
Biological process (GO): protein phosphorylation
Molecular function (GO): protein binding; protein kinase activity; ATP binding
Source: RefSeq, a predicted model, not a curated record
UCCCGCUUUUGUGCACCGCCCCGCGUCCCGCUGCCGCCGCCGCUCCGGAUCCCGCCGUGCCGCGUCCAGUCGAGCGUUGCCGAGCCGAGUCCCCGCGCAUGGCCCCCCGCGGGUAGCCGCUCUCCGGACGGGGUGGAUGCUUGAAAGUGGAGGAUAAGGUACAAGUGCCUGGGACCGGCGGAAUGGAGGCCUGAUGUAGAUGGAAAGAUGGAUGAAGAAGAAGCUCUGAACUCUAUUAUGAAGGAUUUGGCAGCAUUGGGCAAAUGUGGGGGAUUGCUGGACAACAACAGGAAUAAAAACUGUGUCUACUCCAGCAAACAGCAGCGAAAUGUCAGGAUCAAGUUUGAAUAUGAAGGAGAGAAAAGGAUCAUCCAGUUUCCAAGACCAGUCAAAUUCAAAGAAGUGGUGCAGAAAGUCACGGAUGCUUUUGGACAGACGAUGGACUUAGUCUGCAUGAGCAAUGAGCUCCUGAUCCCACUGAAAUCCCAGGAAGACUUGGACAAAGCGAUGGAACAGUUGGAGCUGAGCCCUUCCCUGAAGAGCCUGCGGAUCCUUGUGAGCGCUCCAAAGAAAGCGAAUCUCCUCCAGCCAAACAACAGCAAGCAGCAUGAAAUGAGAAUCUCCAGAUCCAUGGGAGAUAUCAUGGGAUCCCUGUAUAAGGACUCUGAGAGGACACGAAAGUAUUCUACAGGCUCUCUGCACACUGGCCGGAGCUCUCCACCCCCAGGGAGUGUUCCUGAGGAGCAGCAGCAGAUCGCUCGCCAGGGCUCCUACACCAGCAUCAACAGCGAGGGCGAGUUCAUCCCCGAGACCAUGGAUCAAAAUAUGCUUGAAGCUUUCAUCAGCCCCGAUGGGUCGAUGUCUGGGAGCUGCCAGUCUCUGGACAGGUCUGUGGACAGCCCUCCCUUUACACAAACCCCUGUUCCUGGAAGGAAGAGUCAUCCCAAAGACGGUCUUGAUUGCAUGGAUUUUGACAUCCCAAUCUGUGAGAGGUUUGGGAAGGGGGGGACCUUCCCGAGGCAGUACCACCUCUCCCAAAGUCGCAAGGACUACAGCGAUGGCCGGAGGACUUUCCCCAGGAGUUACUUCCCACAGGAAAACCUUUUCCAGCUUGUCCCUUCCAGCCGGACCAAGAGCUUUACUGGGGACAGCAAGCUCAGCACUUUGCAGUACGAUGAGUACAGGCCUAAAUGGUGGAACAAUUGUGAAAAGGGUCUGCAGGUCUUUAGCACCUCCCCUACCAAAGCUCGGAACUCCCUGCAGGCACCUGUGAACUGGAGGCUGGGGAAACUGCUUGGAAGAGGAGCUUUUGGGGAAGUUUAUCUCUGCUAUGAUGCUGACACUGGUCGUGAGCUGUCAGUGAAGCAAGUGCCAUUUGAUCCUGACAGUCAGGAGACAAGUAAGGAGGUGAAUGCCUUGGAGUGUGAGAUUCAGCUGCUGAAGACGCUCCGUCAUGACAGGAUAGUGCAGUACUACGGGUGUCUGCGGGAUCCAGAGGAGAGGAAGCUGUCGAUCUUUGUUGAAUACAUGCCAGGGGGCUCCAUAAAGGACCAGCUCAAAGCAUACGGUGCUCUGACUGAGAACGUCACUCGGAAGUACACCAGGCAGAUCCUGCAGGGAGUCUUCUACUUACACAGCAAUAUGAUUGUCCACCGGGACAUUAAAGGUGCCAAUAUUUUGAGAGACUCUGCUGGAAAUGUGAAACUUGGAGAUUUUGGGGCCAGCAAACGCAUCCAGACCAUCUGCAUGUCUGGGACUGGGAUUAAAUCUGUCACAGGAACACCAUACUGGAUGAGCCCAGAGGUUAUCAGUGGAGAAGGAUAUGGAAGGAAAGCUGAUGUGUGGAGCGUGGCCUGCACCGUGGUGGAGAUGCUAACAGAGAAGCCGCCGUGGGCAGAGUUCGAAGCCAUGGCAGCUAUUUUUAAGAUCGCCACCCAGCCGACCAACCCCCAGCUCCCCGACGGCGUCUCCAGCUCCUGCCGCAACUUCCUCAAGCAGAUCUUUGUGGAGGAAAAGCGAAGGCCGACGGCUGAGGACCUGCUGAGGCACCCCUUCGUCAACUGCGGGCUCUGAGCCCUGGCUGGAAAGUACUGACGGGAGGGGGGAUGGCCGCCAGAUCCACGGCCCUUUUGCACUCUGCAUUCAGACCUCAGCACUGGGCCAUCCUGGUGGUGGCCCCACAGGUCACUUCUUGCCCGUCACUACCUUGGUGGCUGCUGCCUUGUUGAAUUUUGAAGCCACGCACGGGACGGUCGGAGGCUGGGGAUGGUGGCCACCACCGGGAGUGCAGAACAGGACUUCCCAGACAUCCCAUUUGUGUCAGCCCCAGAGCGAGCAACCUCCUGCCAUCAGCAGUGCUGCGGGGCAUCCCCGCUCACCAGGUCACUUAUCUCUUGGGAAAAGUGCAUUGGAUUCAUCCGUCCCCCUACCAGCAACCGCAGGACCAGCGCAGAAAGCAGAUGUGCAUCACUGCUCCCCACAGAGAAACACACCAGGCUUCUGCCAGGCUAGAGGAGAUGAUCCUCAGACUGCAGAGUUGGGGGACCCAGGUGUCACAAGGGGGAGGGAACCCGUCUGGAAGCGGCAGCAUCUCCAGCGGUGCGGCGUUCAAUACUGAUCUGUGCCUUAAGCGGUUACAAUCAAGGAGUGAUUUGUGCUCGACUUGGCACGAAGCAUGGAGUCGGGCACAAUUAGCAGCAGCCAUGUUGACAGUGUGCGUGUGUGUGUGUGUGUGUGUGUGUGUGUGUGUGUGUGUGCGCGUGUGUGUGUGGAGCUGCAGGAGGGACCCCUAAAAUUAGACAGAGAGGAGCUGCUGGGUGCCCACCACUCCAAGUGGCAUCAGCCCUGCAGGAGAAAGUUUAAACCACAGUUGGGUUCCGGUCUCUUUGACCAACACUAGUCUGCUGGAAAACCUUCAGGGGGUAAACACAGGGUCCCUGGAAGCCAAUGAGUGUCUCAAGUUCUUGACAGGACAAGGGGGAAUGGUUUUAAACUAAAGAGGGGAGAUUUAGAUAAGAUAUUAUGGGGGAAUUCUGCAUGAUGAGGGCGGUGAGGCCCUGGCACAGCUACCUGGAGAGCUGUGGGUGCCCCAUCCCUGAUGAUGCUCAAGGCGUGGUUGGAUGGGGCCCUGGGCCGCCUGAUGUGCUGGGGAGGCUCAUGGCUGGGGACUGGAUGGGCUUUAAUAUCCCUUCCAAUCCUUCUAUGAUUGCAUGAUGCCACAACUCUACAAAAUCUGCCCCCUUUGGAAGGCCUGGUCCCCUGGCUCAUGUGUGUAUGUAUGUGUGUGUGUGUCUGUGUAUGUACACAUGUGCAUGUAUACAUGCACGUGAGUGUGACUCGCUCCUCAGGUGCCUUUGCCUUUUAAUUUUUUAAAACCCUCGCAGUGUUCUGAUGUACAAACUAGGAAAAGAGAAUGUAAUAUUAUGCCAUGUAAAUUUCUUUUAUAUAUAUAUAUUUUAUUUCGGCCAUAGUGUGUGAGAGCUCUCCGCGCUGUCUCACCGUGUAGCGUAGAGAAACGUUUUCCUUUCGUCGGGAAAAGGCUCCAGUGUGAUAUUGUAUAUCAUCUUUACCGUGUAGCCUAUACAUCUGUAUAAUUCCUUCUUAUUGGGCCAGUUAUCAGUAGGCAACCACUGUACAUAGGGAGAGCUGUGCCAGGGCAUGACGGGGCCUGCAGAGCCCGGAGUGAUCGCCCUGAGCAUCCAGGGCUGGCGGCUGUACCCCAAUAAUGAACCCGUGCGGCUC